Molecule: messenger RNA, 2220 nt
Organism: Melanaphis sacchari
Lineage: Eukaryota; Metazoa; Arthropoda; Insecta; Hemiptera; Aphididae
Product: nuclear RNA export factor 1-like
Exons: 13
Coding region: 130-2220 (696 amino acids)
Biological process (GO): poly(A)+ mRNA export from nucleus
Cellular component (GO): cytoplasm; nucleus
Molecular function (GO): protein binding; RNA binding
Source: RefSeq, a predicted model, not a curated record
UUGAUGUGUUAGUGUUGAAUGUUCAUUUGUUCAUCAUUUGGUAUUUAGUGUACACUAUUUUUUCAUUCGUUUACUUUCGGCAUUUGUUGUCAUACUCUCGUUAAAAGUUUAAACGACUUACUAAACGCGAUGGCUGGCAGAUCGGAAGGACGUUAUUCAAAUGACAAUGAAGGGAAUAAUGAUAAUGAUGAAGAGAUGACAUGCGAAGCAAACAAUAGCGAAGGUCAAUUUCAUACAAAUUGGGAUUGUACAAUUGAUGACUUGGUUGAUGAUCAAUUGCUUAGUGAAUUUUCUAAUCAAAAUGGACCAUCAAGAAAUAAUCUUGGUCAACAGUCAUAUUCCAAAAGAAGUCAUAGCCCUGAUAAUGAUGAUGGUUUAAAAGGUUUUUCUUCAUGGUCUUUAAAAAAAGAAAGUUGUACUGGAUGGUACUCAGUAGAAGUACCAAAUAUUAAGAAUAGUGGCAAAAUCCUAAAAUUGAUACAAACUUAUAUCGCACCUGUUGAAUUUUAUCCAUAUAAUAAAAAACAUUUUAAUAAUUCAUUAGGAUUUUUGGUUGAUGAUUAUGGGGUUGCUAAGGUAUUGGACAACGCUAACUUUAAGAUAACACAAAAAAAUAGUCGAAAAUUAGUAAUAAACGUGUCAUUAUAUUUACCUCCACGUAGUCUUACAUCAUUAUCAACAGUAUCCAGUGAAUUAAAGGAGAAAAUUAUAGAAGCUAUAGCAACCCGUUACAAUUCUAGUACCAAGAGUUUAGAUUUGUCGCAUUUUCAUGCUUGUCCAUUAUUUACCAAUAAUCAACUAUUUGCACCAUUAAAUCGACCAACAAUUUUUUUGGCGGUUAUCAACAGAGCUGCUCAAUAUACCAAACAUGAUUUGUAUGGUUUAAGUCUUGAAAAUAAUAACAUUUAUUUAGGUGAAGGAUUUAUAUGGAUACGUAGAUUUUUUCCUGAAUUAAAAGUGUUAGAUUUGGCUGAAAACAAAUUUUCUAAUUUAAAAGAAUUAAAAUGUCUCUCUGGUUAUACUAUUGAAAUACUGAACUUGUCAAGAAAUCCUGUGUCCAGUGCCAUGGACAAAGAGUGUUACAAGCGGGAUUUACAACAAAUUUUUCCUACGCUAACUAAGUUGGAUAACUCAGAAUUACCGUCUCAGUACAGUGCAAUAAGAUCCAAGUUCAAAAUGCCAAUUAGCUUGGGUAAUUGUUACCCAAUACCACAAAGACAUAAUUCUAAACUCCCAAAUCCUGUGAUGACUUUAGUUGAAUCUUUUCUCACUCAAUAUUAUGAACACUAUGAUAAUCAAGUGUCCAGACGAAUGAUUUCAGAAGCUUACCAUGAAAAUGCCAUUUUUACAUUAUCCAGUUGUCUUCUACAUGAAGAUCUUCGCGGAAAUUUAUCACGGUACUUACAUGAGAGUAGAAAUUUUUUAAAAUCUGAUAGAAGCAAACAAGAAAGAGGUUUUUUACACAAAGGCAAAAAAAACAUAUUAAACUUUCUUAACAAGUUACCUAAAUCUAAGCAUGAUCUUAGCUCAUUCAUAGUUGAUGUUCCAUUUGCAACUGCUACAAUGAUUCAGAUUGUACUCAAUGGUGUGUUUGCUGAAGACUUUAAAAUAUACGAUUUCAACCCCCUAUAUCGAUCAUUCUGCAGAACAUUCUGUAUAGUGCCUUUUGGAAAUGGUUGGAGUAUAAUUAGCGAUAUGUUCUUCAUAACAAUAGUUACCGAUGAGUUAUUAUUAGAAACUUCGAAGCGAUUCAAUAUUUUUAUACUAAACCUAGAGUCGUCAGAAAGAAAUAAUUCUGAUUCUAACAGUAACCAAAAUGUAUCAAUAUUUUUGAAGGAUACUAAUAAAAUGACUGGCAUAAAAUCAUCAUUAUUCGGUCUACAAUUACCCACACCCAGCUACUUACCACCAUCUUUUAAGCAAUCUACAUUAUCAUCCUAUCAGCCAUCACCAAUGUUUGCUCCUAUAAAUUCACAGCAGUCAUCAUCUCAUCAAGGGGGCAUGCAGACAUUCACUAUACCGAUCCAAAAAAUGGCACCUGUUGCUACAGUAAAUUUCCAACCAAACUCACAACAGCAACCAGCUUCUUCAUUUAAUGUGUUUAACACAAUAUCAUUGUCUACAGCUUUAAAUAUUGCCUCCUUGCCUCUAAAUCAAUUGUCUAUGGUUAAGAGAUUUUCAAAUGAGUUUGGAAUGAAUAAUGAGCAGGCUAAAAAGUAA